AUACAGCGAGGCAGGUGAGAGCGAGACCAAUUUGGAAUAUUCGGAAAAAAAAUAAAAAAAAUUCAAUCAAUUGGAGUUUGUGUCAAUUUGAAUCUCAAACGCAGUCUUGCUCAUUUUCUUCGAUUACAAGGGCUUGUUCACAAUACACACACCUAUACAUACAUCUCUCUCUGUGAUCAAUUGAAAGCUCCGCAAUUCCAUGGCUUCUCGUCGACGUAUGCUUCUCAAAGUCAUCAUUCUCGGCGACAGCGGGGUUGGGAAGACAUCUUUGAUGAAUCAAUAUGUGAAUCGCAAGUUCAGCAGUCAGUACAAAGCCACAAUUGGUGCCGAUUUCUUGACCAAAGAAGUCCAAUUCGAGGACCGGCUUUUCACCUUGCAGAUAUGGGACACAGCAGGACAGGAAAGAUUUCAAAGCCUUGGUGUUGCUUUUUACCGUGGUGCUGACUGUUGUGUUCUUGUACAUGAUGUUAAUGUCAUGAAGUCAUUCGACAACCUCAAUAAUUGGCGAGAGGAAUUUCUGAUUCAGGCCAGUCCCCAUGACCCUGAAAAUUUUCCUUUUGUUGUACUGGGGAACAAGAUAGAUGUUGAUGGUGGCAACAGCCGAGUGGUUUCUGAGAAGAAGGCAAAAGCUUGGUGUUCUUCUAAGGGCAAUAUUCCUUAUUUUGAGACUUCUGCCAAAGAAGGUUUUAAUGUUGAAGCUGCUUUCCAGUGUAUAGCCAAAAAUGCUCUUAAGAAUGAACCGGAGGAAGAAGUGUACCUUCCUGAUACUAUUGACGUGGGUGGUGGGCGACAACAAAGAUCAUCAGGCUGUGAGUGCUAGUUUCAUUUGGCAUCUAAAUUUGGAACUCAGAAUGUGGGAAGACUUCUGCCUCAACCAAAUAUCUACUUGCUGAAUGCAGAAUUGAUCAAACUUCUGUGUAUACUUAAGCAGUCAUAAUGCAGCUAAAUGUUUAUACUUUGGAUAUCAUUAUUUUUUCUGUAGUUAAACGUUUUCUACUCUAAUUUUCUGUGGGCAAACUUGCACCUUCAUUUUGUUCUUAUGCAUACUAUUCUCUGCAUUCAUUAGUUGAUGUGCUGCGUAUUGAAAUUUGCACCUUGUAUGUAAAGGUUUCAUGCUA
This is a messenger RNA of Daucus carota subsp. sativus, 1118 nucleotides long. Its product is annotated as ras-related protein Rab7. Gene Ontology annotation, cellular component: vacuolar membrane. Lineage: Eukaryota; Viridiplantae; Streptophyta; Magnoliopsida; Apiales; Apiaceae. The coding region runs from base 200 to 820 and encodes 206 amino acids. Gene Ontology annotation, molecular function: GTP binding; GTPase activity. The record is from RefSeq and is a predicted model, not a curated record. The transcript has 7 exons.